CGUAACCCAAUUGAAAAACUGUUUUUAGGUUCCAUUUACCACACGUAUAAAAUCAAUAAACCACCUAAACCUUCGCUCAGCCGCGCAGUUCAAGUGUUGAAGAUUUCUAGGGUUUCUGCUCUCUCUUGCUAGUUCGCCGAAAUGACGAAGAGAACAAAGAAGGCUGGCAUCGUUGGCAAGUAUGGCACUCGUUAUGGUGCUAGUUUGAGGAAGCAAAUUAAGAAGAUGGAAGUAAGUCAGCACAGCAAGUACUUCUGUGAAUUUUGUGGAAAGUACGCCGUAAAGAGAAAGGCUGUUGGAAUAUGGGGUUGCAAAGAUUGUGGCAAAGUGAAAGCAGGAGGCGCUUACACGUUGAAUACCGCUAGUGCCGUCACUGUGAGGAGUACUAUUAGAAGGUUGAGGGAGCAGACAGAGAGCUAAAUUAACUUCCAGAUUUUGUUGUUGAGGUUACGUGGAGUAAUUUUGUUGAGGUUCUUGAGUCAGUCUUUGCCGAAUUUUAUCUUCUCGAACGGAAGUUGAGAAAUUGAUCAUUUUGUUUUGACUAUUAAUGAAUGUGGGAUAUUUAUUUUAGAA
Cucumis melo (muskmelon) is the source of this 573-nucleotide messenger RNA. RefSeq names its product 60S ribosomal protein L37a. NCBI's taxonomy places the organism in Eukaryota, Viridiplantae, Streptophyta, Magnoliopsida, Cucurbitales, Cucurbitaceae. Gene Ontology annotation, cellular component: ribosome. Gene Ontology annotation, molecular function: structural constituent of ribosome. Bases 142 to 420 code for a protein of 92 amino acids. Gene Ontology annotation, biological process: translation. The record is from RefSeq and is a predicted model, not a curated record. The transcript has 5 exons.